GCUUUAGUGGCAGGCUCGCUCGAGCUCGGCUCAUUGACAGCCCUGGGCUCAGCCGCUCCCCGCUCAGGGCCUCAGGUUCAUCUCCCUCUGUUUCUUAAACCUUUCCCUUCUUUCGGACUCUCUCCUCCCCUGCUCUUCUUCCCUGGCGGCGACGACUGGGCGAGCGGCGGCGCCAUUUGUCCUGUCUUCGCCCAGCCCUUUGCCGGCGACGAGCGCAUCCUCCAGUGCUGUGAGCAAACACUUAAAUCCUGAGCAGUUAUCACAACAUUUCUUCAUUCCCAUGAAAUGUCACUGCUUAGUAGAUUCUUCUACAAGAGGCCUCCUGAUGGACUACUGGAGUUUAUUGACAGGAUCUAUGUUUUUGAUUCAUGCUUCAGCACUGAAGUUUUGCCUCAGGGAAUGUAUCCAGUCUAUUUAAAUGAGAUUCUUACGGAGUUGCAUGAGGAACAUGUAGAAUCCUCAUUCCUGGCGAUUAAUUUUAGAGAUGGAGAUAAGAGAAGCCAGUUUGCUGAUAUACUGCGUGAAUAUAACAUUCCAGUCAUUGAUUACCCACGUCAUUUUGAAGGCUGCCCUGUGCUUCCUUUAUCUCUUAUUCAGCAUUUCCUUCGUGUCUGUGAGCACUGGUUAUCUAGUGGGAACAAUAAGAACAUUAUAUUACUCCAUUGCGAAAGAGGGACCUGGCCAUUGUUGGCUUUUUUGUUAUCUUGUCUUCUCAUAUACAAGAAAUUGCACGGCGCUGAGCAUAAAACUCUGGACAUUAUUUACCGUGAGGCACCUAAAGGAUUCCUACAACUAUUUUCCGCACUCAAUCCAAUGCCAUCUCAGCUCCGUUACAUGCAGUAUGUAGCCAGAAGAAAUAUAUCUCCAGAGUGGCCUCCAAUGGAAAGAGCACUCUCUUUGGAUUGCCUGAUUCUUCGAGCCAUUCCAAGUUUUGAUUCUGAUAAUGGAUGCAGGCCAUUAGUCCGCAUUUUUGGGCAAAAUCUUCUUGGCAAGAAUGGUAGCAUGGCUAACAUGAUUUUUUCCAUGCCAAAGAAGAAAUCUCUGCGGCACUAUCGGCAGGAGGAUUGUGAUGUGAUAAAAAUUGAUAUACAGUGUCUAGUCCAGGGAGAUAUUGUUCUGGAGUGUGUACAUCUCGAUCUUGAUCCAGAGAAGGAAGUUAUGAUGUUCCGGAUAGUGUUCAAUACUGCUUUUAUACGUUCAAAUGUAUUGAUGCUGAAUAGCGAUGAUGUGGAUAUACUGUGGGGUUCAAAAGAGCGGUACCCAAGGAAUUUUAGAGCAGAGGUGCUGUUUUGUGAAAUUGGGGGCAUGUCUCCCACAAGAGCUCCAACAGCAACGCUGAACGGUGAUAUGAAGGGUGGUUUACCAAUUGAAGCCUUUUCAGCUGUUCAAGAACUCUUCAAUGGAGUUGACUGGAUUGAAAGCAGUGAUGAUGCUGCCUAUUGGUUGCUCAAAGAAUUCUCAGCAAACUCGCUGCAAGAGAAAUUUCAAAAGCUUAUACUAAAUGACAUGAAAGAACUAUCAAAAAUGCAAGCUAAAGUUGGUCUCCAGAUGCCACUGAUGUCUCCACUUGAUUCUGAUGAAGAAAAAUAUUCUGUGGCUUCUGAUUCUGUUUGUUCAGCUGAUCAUGAGAAGGUUCAGCAUGGUGGAAACUCAUCUGACUCAGAGAACAUUGAUCGCGAUCUUACUACUGAAGAUUCUGAAUCCAGUGCUACUCUCUCAAUGAACAGCUCAUCCCCGCCUCUCCAGUCUCAACCACCUCCGCCUCCUCAUGGGGUACCUUCUAGCCUUAUGGAUUCAUCUGUGCGGGCAACUGGGCCAAGUGGACCCCUAACAAAACCUCUGCAGGAGCUACCAAGUAACAGGCUACCAUCUGCAUCACCCGCUCCUCCUCCUCCUCCACCACCACCACCACAAAGUGGUAGGAAACCUGCUUCACCGCCACCGCCGCCGCCACCACCACCACCACCACCACCAAGUGGAAGUAAACAUGGUUUCUCAUCACCACCGCCUCCACCGCCGCCGCCACCACCUCAGAUUAGCAGUGUAGGUCCUCCGCAGCCGCCUCCACCUCCACCACCACCACCGAGUGGAAGCAAACAUAUUCUGUCACCGCCGCCACCACCUCCACCGCCACCUCCUCGAGUUAGCAGUGUGGCUCCUUCACAGCCUCCGCCUCCGCCUCCGCCACCGCCGCCGCCGCCACUGCCAAAUUCUGGGGCAGCAAAACAGCAAAAUGUUUGUGCAGCUCGACCACCACCUCCACCACCACCGCCACCACCGGCUCAGGGAAUGGCUAAUAAAGGCCCUCCACCGCCACCUCCUCCCCCUCCCUCUUCUAGAAAAGCAUCUACAACUUCUGCUUCUACUUCAAAAGGACCACCUCCUCCACCUCCACCUCCACCUUCAACUUCAUCAAGAACUGCUGGCCCUGCUGUUCCAUCCCCACCCCCACCCCCGCCACUGCCUGGUGCUAAUAAAAAAACUCCUCCAGCCCCACUGCCACCUCCUCUGAUGACAGGAAAGAAAGCCCCUGCACCCCCGCCCCCACCACCUCAAGCACCAAAACCUCCUGGAACUGUACCUCCUCCACCCCCAAGCACAAAGAUAUCAAAUGCCACAGCGCCACCGCCUCCAUUAUUGGGAAGGGGACGUGGCAACACAACUGGAUCAACUAAAGGCCGUGGCAUUGGAUUGGCACAGCAAAGUAACCCACCCAAAAAGGCUUCACUAAAGCCUUUGCAUUGGGUGAAAGUUACUAGAGCAAUGCAAGGAAGUCUCUGGGCUGAUGCCCAGAAACAAGGGAAUCAGGCUAGCGCUCCUGAUAUCGACUUAUCCGAGCUGGAGAGCUUGUUCUCCACUGCAAGUGUAACCAACAUAAGUGAAAAGGGGGCGACAAGACGUGGUUCAGCUAUUAGCAAGCCGGAAAUUGUUCACCUGGUUGACAUGCGGCGAGCAAACAAUUGCGAGAUAAUGCUUACUAAAAUUAAAAUGCCUCUGCCUGAUAUGAUAAGUGCAAUAAUGGCUUUGGAUACUUCUGUUCUUGAUAAUGACCAAGUGGAAAAUCUCAUUAAAUUUUGCCCUACAAAGGAAGAGAUUGAGAUGUUAAAGGGUUAUAGUGGCAACAAAGAAAUGCUUGGGAAAUGCGAACAGUUCUUCCUGGAGCUAAUGAAAGUUCCACGUGUGGAAGCCAAGCUAAGAGUUUUUGCUUUUAGAAUUACCUUCUCAACACAGGUAGAUGAUCUAAGAACUAACCUAACCACCAUAAACGAUGCAACAAAGGAGGUCAAAGAGUCUUUGAAGUUAAGGCAGAUAAUGCAGACAAUUCUCACGUUAGGAAAUGCGUUGAAUCAAGGGACAGCACGAGGAUCUGCUGUUGGCUUCAGAUUAGACAGCCUUCUUAAACUGUCGGAUACUCGAGCUAGAAAUAAUAAGAUGACGCUGAUGCAUUAUUUAUGCAAGCUUCUUGCUGAGAAAAUGCCUGAACUUCUUGAUUUUGACAAAGACCUAAUUCAUUUGGAAGCAGCUUCUAAGAUCCAACUGAAGUUGCUUGCGGAAGAAAUGCAAGCGAUAAACAAAGGUCUUGAGAAAGUGGAACAGGAGUUAGCUGCUUCAGAAAAUGAUGGUGCAAUUUCAAUUGGCUUUCGAAAGGCAUUGAAAAGCUUUCUUGAUGCAGCAGAAGCUGAGGUUAGGUCCCUCAUUUCCUUGUAUGCUGAAGUGGGAAGAAAUGCUGAUUCCCUAGCUCAGUAUUUUGGUGAGGAUCCUGCACGCUGCCCUUUCGAGCAAGUGACAUCAAUUUUGGUUAUUUUUGUGAAUAUGUUCAAAAAAUCACGUGAUGAAAAUGCUCGAAAUGCUGAGGCUGAGAAAAAGAAACUGGAAAAGGAAAAGGAAAAGGCAACUGUGUCUGCUAAAUAAGGCUAGGAAUGAGACUACUGCUAUGCCAAAGUUCCAUCUGUGAAGCUGGACUGUUAAUUUGCAGCACUGCAGGACCUGCUUCAAAAUAUUCAGUAUGUGAGAGGUUGUCAGGAAUCUCGCUAUCUGGUUGCCAUACAUUAAAUGGUUGCCUUUGCGAAUGCCAAGAUUUUGGAGCUCUCUGUGCUUACCCCCUGUAGGGAUCUAUGGACACCAGAUGACUGAACAAACGUACGGACACCACGGCUGCUGUAAUUUUUGUGUGUAAAUAUAGCAGAGUAUAGCUUCUUACUUGUACAUAAAAUUAGCCUGAGGCCCCUCGCGGGAAUGAAGCAGACAAAACUAGUGUUCUUUUAUUUUUUAUUUUUUUUCUUAGAACAAAUACUAGUGUUGUACAACGUUACUGCAUUACCAAGGAACAAACAAACCAGAGACAUUUUAGUUCAAAUCCUUUGCAUUUGCGUGCAGU
This is a messenger RNA of Panicum hallii, 4378 nucleotides long. Its product is annotated as formin-like protein 3. The coding region runs from base 286 to 3912 and encodes 1208 amino acids. The record is from RefSeq and is a predicted model, not a curated record. Lineage: Eukaryota; Viridiplantae; Streptophyta; Magnoliopsida; Poales; Poaceae. The transcript is spliced from 20 exons.